UAAAACAUUACGCAUGAUAAAAAGUUUCAAAUAAAAUAAAAAAAAUUAGGUUUGCUGCUUAUUAAAGAAACUGUUUACGGUUUUGGCAUUGAGGUUUGUUUAUGCAAUUCAAUUAACUAAUAACGAUCUUAAAAAACGCAUGUAUUACCUAGUUGCAUAUCCUUCAAUAGCCAGUGAAUACACCUAAUAUCGGUUUUAGCUUGUCGUGAACUAUGAUCAUUAUUUAUCGAACACUUACAGUAGUAUUGUUCAGGUCAAAAAUAUCCUAAUCCACCUAAAACUGAUGAAUAGUACGAUAAGUGAAUCCAAGGAAAACAAAUACUUUAGAAAAGUUUAAAAUGUUAAUUCAAGGAAUGUUAAAUGUCACCCUUUGUGCACUAUAUGCCCAUCCAGGUCCUCCAAAGAUAAAUUUUCAAAAUGGAACAUACCAAUUAUACUCUAUAAAUAGAAGACUAUGCCCUGAAAUAGAUCCUAUUAGAGAUACAAUAUUUGAAUUGUAUACAAGAUUAAAUCCUGAAGUACCCCAUAUCCUACGUACUGGAGAUAUUGCAACGUUAAAAAAAUCAAAUAUAAACUAUAAUAGACCUACGGUAAUUUUCUUCCAUGGAUUUUUGGAAUCGUCACAGUCUGAUAAUGCAAUACAAAUGAGAAAUGCAUAUCUACACAUUGGUGAUUACAAUGUUAUUCUAGUAAAUAAUGAAAGAUUGCUAGCAGGCUUAAAUUUCUUGACGGCAGCUCUAAAUUGUGAACCGAUUGGAAAAUUUUCCGCAAAAUUUGUAGAUUUCUUAGUAGACCAAGGUGUGCAACUGUCUUCACUACAUAUCAUAGGAAUGAGUCUAGGUGCUCAAAUAGCUGGAUUGACGGGGAAAAAUAUGAAGUCUGGAAAAGCUGCAAGAGUAACAGGUCUAGACCCAGCCGGACCAUUGUUUGUACUUCUCCCAAAAUCACAAAAAAUCGGUGUUGGAGAUGGAAAGUUCGUCGAUAUUCUACAUACGAAUGCCUUCUUUAACGGAGAAUUCAAUUCUGUUGGAGAUUUGGAUAUAUGGUAUAAUGGUGGAAUCAAACAACCUGGUUGUUCAGUGUUUGACAUUCUGAACAGAAAUGGACUGUCUCUACCUGAGUUGGUAUUUUGCAAUCAUUAUCAAGCAUACAGAACAUAUGUCCAAUCACUAUAUGAACCAAAAAGAUUUUUAAUAACCAAAUGCAGCAAUUAUUCUGCAUAUAUUAGUGGAGCCUGUUCAACUGGAAAUACUACCUACAUUGGUGAAUAUAUUGACCAAAGACAGAGAGGGAAUUUUUACAUCAAAACUGGACCUACAGCUCUCGAUAUUUAAAAAUGUAAUAACUUUAAGCAAUAAAAUUAUAAAUGAA
This is a messenger RNA of Diabrotica virgifera virgifera (western corn rootworm), 1371 nucleotides long. RefSeq names its product pancreatic triacylglycerol lipase-like. Gene Ontology annotation, biological process: lipid metabolic process. The transcript is spliced from 8 exons. The record is from RefSeq and is a predicted model, not a curated record. NCBI's taxonomy places the organism in Eukaryota, Metazoa, Arthropoda, Insecta, Coleoptera, Chrysomelidae. Gene Ontology annotation, molecular function: lipase activity. Bases 339 to 1334 code for a protein of 331 amino acids.